AUGGCGCGCCAAAAGCGUGGGUUGCGAGGCUUUACUGCGCGCGGGUGUGCUGGGGUUCUUUUUCAGUUGAUGUCGCGCUGUAAUGUCAUGCAGGGAAAGGCAUUUUCCUGUACCAGCCAGGGUCAAUUUACCACAGCCAAUAGAAAACAGAACAACGGCUCUACCAUCCCCCAGUGUUUUUCCUUGCCAGGACCCCGUGUCCCUGCGGAACUUCGGAAUGGCGCCAAUCUCAUUGAGAACAACUUGGACGCCGUACCAUCCUCCAGGAAAGUCUGGCGAAGUUUUCAACUCGAGAGAGGAGGCUGGGCAUUGAGAAGAACCCACUUAUUCAAUGUGCCAAGCGACUCGGAGAUCAGGAGGAGCUCAUGCUGGAGGUACCCGAUCUGA
Messenger RNA from Durusdinium trenchii, 387 nucleotides. The record is from the annotation of a GenBank genome assembly. Lineage: Eukaryota; Dinophyceae; Suessiales; Symbiodiniaceae.